Perognathus longimembris pacificus (Pacific pocket mouse) is the source of this 5103-nucleotide messenger RNA. It is a transcript of the gene Senp7, whose product is annotated as SUMO specific peptidase 7. Lineage: Eukaryota; Metazoa; Chordata; Mammalia; Rodentia; Heteromyidae. The transcript is spliced from 23 exons. Gene Ontology annotation, molecular function: SUMO-specific endopeptidase activity. Gene Ontology annotation, cellular component: nucleus; cytoplasm. The record is from RefSeq and is a predicted model, not a curated record. Bases 567 to 3605 code for a protein of 1012 amino acids. Gene Ontology annotation, biological process: protein desumoylation.
ACCUGGAGGAAUUCUAUUUAAUUAGCACUCAGCAGUUGUACAAAGGGUUUCAGUUUAAAAGAUUUGUUUUUGCUAGCAUAUGCUCGUUGCACAGAGGGGCUUCAUUAAAUUUCCACAGAUACAUGCAAUGUCUCAUCAGCCUCACCCUACUACUCUCAGAGGGGAUUCAUUGUAAUGCAACCGUUUCUGCAUUCAUGCAAUUUAAGCAGUCAUUCCCUCUGUCAAUGUUCUUCAAACGCCCUCUAGUUUUUGUUAAGUGAAUAAGUGAACGUUCUUGAAAACCCCAGGUUGAAAGCGUGUACCCAUCCCCACUUUUGCCGAGGGAUACAGAUGGUGGGAAAAGAGCAAUGGAGGUGGCAGGCUAAGAGAAAACAAAGUCCCCCGAAAGCGACUUCCGGGCGGAGGUGGGCGGGGAGUCCCAUUUCCGGUGGGAGAGCCGCAGCAACGGCUCCUGCGCAAGCGCAACUCGCACUUUCUGGUGUCUGUCUCCCCUCCCCAUCCCUCCCCUCCGCUUUAAGGGGGUUCUGGAGGUGACAGCGCCGGCAACUGCGACGGGAGGAGAGAAAAUGGACAAGCGGAAGCUCGGGCGCCGGCGCUCUUCCCCGGAGAUGGUAACAGAAGGAAAAAGGAAAAAGUCAUCAUCAUCUGACUUACAUGAGUGGAAAAGAAGUCUAAGAAAAAAGGUCAUCUCUAUAGACCAUAAAAAUAAGAAAGGUGUUCGGGAGCGUCCUGUCUCUUUUAAGGCAUCUCCAGAAAGGCAUCUCAAAGUUAUGUUGACGAAUGUCCUAUGGACGGAUAUAGGACGAAAAUUCAGAAAGACCCUCCCUAGAAAUGAUGCUAAUUUAUGGGAUGCCAAGAAGGUGCAAUCAGACUCAUUGCCUUCGACAUCUGUUGGCAGCAUAGAGACAUGUCAAAAAUUAGAAUCUCUUCACCAAAGCUUUAAUUUAUCUGAAAGGAUACCCAAAGUUACAUUGACGAAUGUCCUGGGAACGGAGUUAGGAAGAAAAUACAUAAAGAGCCCACCUGUAACGGAUGCCAGUUUGAGUGAUUCAGACAACUUGCAAUCAGAGCAACUUUCUCCAUCAUCUGAUGGCAGCCUAGAAUCUUGUCAAAAUCUAAAUCCUCACAAGACGUACUUUUUAUAUGAAAGGGCUUCACAACAAAAUAAGACAGUAAAUAACAUUUCUGCAAAGCAGACUUUACGUGCUAAAGGGAAGCGAAGAGGUGAUGAUGCCAUAUUUCAUAUAACAUCUGAUACUCAGACUAAAGACCUUAACAGUGGAAGGAGAGGUUGUGAUUGUCUUGGAGAGGGAAGCAAAAACAAGGAUUCAAGCAGGGGACACAUUCUGAUUUCCAAGAAGAUAAAGAGAAGGGUUAUAAAUAACUUGCCUGAUUCUCAUAUUUCUACUUCUUUGGAUAAGUCAACAGAACAUACAAAGGAACAAGAAAAUGUCAAAACAGUCUCCACUGAGUUUGAACAACCAAAUGAAAACUAUCAUCAGGACACAACAUUAUUUGAAAAACUUACAUCUGAAUCUAUAGAAAGUGAUUCUGUUAAACCAUUGUCACUUGGUUCUCAGCAACUGAGUUUAAGUACUGCCUCCACAAGUGCCUCUUCUUGUUCAGCCACAAAAAAAUUGGGGAGCUCUAUUCCCACUGAUAGAGCAGAGAUUUCUUCCCCAUCUAAGAAGAGCAAGGAUGAGUUGAAUAUGGUAGAGAAGCUUCUUCUAAGUGGACACAGGGAAGAGAACCCAUCUUUGAUCUCAGCUGAACCAAUUGUUGUUUCCAGUGAUGAAGAAGGACCCAUUGAACAUAAAAGUUCAGGAAAACUUAAGUUGCAACCUAAUCAAAGCCAUGAGAUUGCUAUUGAAAAUCAGAGUAUUUCUGAGUCACGUUCAUCAGAACCACCACUGGUUGCAUGUGAAUCUACACAGGUAUCCUCUGAAUUCUGCUCAUAUAAUUCUAUUACGGAAGAAAGUUCCUGUACUAUACCUAAUAACAAAAUGGAUCUACACCUUGAUUUUAUAUUUACUUCUGUAUAUAUUGGUAAAAUAAAAGGAACUUCUAAAGGUUGUAUUACAUUCACAACAAAGUAUGUUAAAAUCCCAUUUCAAGUGUCCCUGAAUGAGGUUUUAUUGGUAGUUGACACCACACACUUGAAGAGAUUUGGGUUGUGGAAAAGUAAGGAUGAAGAUUACAGUAAAAGGAGUCAUGCUAUUCUUUUCCUCUGGGUUUCUUCAAGUUAUCUUCAAGAAAUUCAGACCCAGUUAGAGAACUCUCUAUUAAGCCAGCAACCAAAAUCCAGUGAAUUCAUUUUCCUUGAGCUAAACAAUCCCAUUUCACAAAGAGAAGAGUUGAAAUUGAAAGAUAUUAUGAAGGAAAUAAGUACAACCAACGGAGAAUUAGAGCUUUCUUAUCCAUUGUCUUGGGUGCAGGCAUUUCCUUUGUUUCAGAACCUGUCUUCAAAAGAGAGUUCCUUUAUUCAUUAUUACCUUGCUUCAGCUUGUUUAUCCACUGCUGCAGCUGCUGAGGAAAUGAAGAUGAUACCAUUAUUUCAGCCCGCAAAUACAGAUGCAGCCAAGCCCACUUACACCUUCCUGCAGAAGCAGAGUAGUGGUUGCUAUUCACUUUCUAUCACAUCCAAUCCAGAUGAAGAAUGGCAAGAAGUCAGGCAUACUGGACCUGUUCAGAAGUUGAUUGUAUAUCCUCCACCACCUACUAAGGGAGGGUUAGGAGUAACUAAUGAAGAUCUGGAAUGUUUGGAAGAAGGAGAGUUUCUUAAUGAUGUAAUAAUUGAUUUUUACCUGAAGUAUCUUAUAUUGGAGAAGGCUUCAGAUGAACUUGUUGAACGAAGUCACAUUUUUAGUAGUUUUUUCUAUAAAUGUUUAACAAGGAAGGAAAAUAAUUUAACAGAAGAUAAUCCAGAUCUUUCAGUUGCACAAAGAAGACAUAGAAGAGUAAGAACAUGGACUCGUCACAUAAACAUUUUUAAUAAAGAUUACAUUUUUGUCCCUGUAAAUGAGUCGUCUCACUGGUAUCUUGCAGUCAUUUGUUUCCCAUGGUUAGAAGAAGUUGUGUAUGAAGAUUUCCCACAAACUGUAUCCCAGCAAUUCCAGGCUCAGCAAUCUCAACAGGACAACAGAACAACAGAUAAUGAUCUCCGUACAACUUCAACACUAUCCUUAAAUGCAGAGGAUCCCAAAAGUACUGAGAUGAGUACGACAAUACCAAAGAAAAUGUGUAAAAGGCCAUGUAUACUCAUACUAGAUUCCUUGAAAGCUGCUUCUAUACAAAAUACAGUCCAGAAUUUACGAGAGUAUUUAGAGGUAGAAUGGGAAGUUAAGCGAAAAACUCACCGAGAAUUCAGCAAAACAAGCAUGGUAGACCUCUGCCCUAAAGUUCCUAAACAGGAUAAUAGCAGUGACUGUGGAGUAUAUUUACUACAGUAUGUGGAAAGCUUCUUCAAGGAUCCAAUUGUUAACUUUGAACUACCAAUUCAUUUGGAGAAAUGGUUUCCCCGUCAUGUAAUAAAGACCAAACGAGAAGAUAUUCGAGAGCUUAUUUUGAAACUUCAUUUGCAGCAACAGAAGGGCAGCAGUAGCUAGUUAAUCUGUAUAAACAUGACACAUAUGUUCUCUAAGAUUACUGGAAAGCUGCUUACCAGCCUUGUGCUAGCUCACGGUGAAGAAGAUAACUUAUAGUAGUUUUUAUAUGUCACUGAACAUUAUUUAAAGUAUAUGAUAUAUUAUUAGAAAUUUGGGGCUCUUAUAGAUGGAGUGGAAAGGGGCCUGGUAUGAACUUACUAAAUAGAAAUUAAAAUUUUUUAAAUAUUUGAUAUUUUUUCUGAGUAAAUAUGCUUGGAUUAUGCAAUAGCACAUGUGCUGUGGGGAUGUUUUUGUAAAUAAUGGAAUUGUGUGAUCUGUACUUCCACAUGACUGGGUGUUGAUGGGAGUUAGGUUCUCCCUGGUGCCAGCCCCAGCACUUGUCAGGUUUGUUGACAAGUCACAUUAUAUUGUAAUUCUGUAUUUUGCAGCUCAAGCAUGCAGUAUGAAUACUGUGUAUUUUUUCUUUUAAAGAACUUAGUAUCAGGGCUUCAGAAAAUGCCAUUUACGGCAUCUCUUCUGUAUAGUGUAAAAUGACUUGGCAUUAAGAAUGAUACAAAUUCACUCUUUCAUAGUGCAGCUUACUAUUUUCAAUUGCUAAAUGCAAUUAUUCUGCUAAAAAAUGUCAAUUUCCUUUGAUCUCCUAUGUGGAAGAUCUAAGAAUUUAUGUUUUUUGUUCAUGAUGAAAUUUGGAACAAAAUUACCUGUCCGAAGUAAAUUUUAAAAAAUUUUGGAUGUAGUUAAACUUAAAUAUGAAGUGUAACUUUAUAAAUAUUAACUUUUAUUAUCCUAUACUGUAUGUACCCAGUUUUGUGAACAAAGAAGAUAAAAUUGAUGUGUUCUCAUAACUGUAACAAAAGAAUGAAAGUUCAGCCUAUUCAUUAUUUAGGACAGAAUACAUAAUUUUAUAGUUCAGAUUACCCAGUAUUCAUCUGCAAAGUCAGGUCACUCUCAUUGUUUUUAUAUUUUUAAAUUUCAGUUUUUAGAGACCUAUGAUGAUCCUCUAUGGAUCUUAUACCUAUGGCACUUAAUAUUUUAUUAAAUAUUCAGGUAAUAAUUUCACUGAAUUCAUGAACUGAUAGCUAUUAUAUAUGAAUAACAGUUCAGAACCUCCUAAUGUUAUUAGGAAUAUUUUGAAGAAGACAUGAUCAUAUUGUAUUUCCUAUUUUUAAAUAUCUCUGGAAUUUACACUGUAACUAUAUGUAAAACAAGCAAAUGCAAUUUAAGGUAAACCUAAAAAAACCUGAACACUUAUUUAAAAAUCAUGUGACUUGAGAUUGUCAGUUAAGCUUCAGUAAUCUUUUCUUAAUUUUAUCACCAUCUUUAUGUUGUCCAAGGUAUUUCUCUUUUAGAGAAUUCAUAUAACAAUGGUCAUAAUUAUACUUAUUCCCAGUGUGUGUGUGUGUGUGUGUGUGUGUGUAUGUGUGUGUGUGAGUGUGUGUGUGUGUGUGUUAGGGAAGUGGUAGCUAUGACAUUUUGUGUAUAUGUAUUGUGUGUGUAU